Molecule: messenger RNA, 1643 nt
Organism: Seriola aureovittata
Lineage: Eukaryota; Metazoa; Chordata; Actinopteri; Carangiformes; Carangidae
Product: calcium homeostasis modulator protein 2-like
Exons: 3
Coding region: 237-1202 (321 amino acids)
Molecular function (GO): monoatomic cation channel activity
Source: RefSeq, a predicted model, not a curated record
CACAGGCUCAAAGUAACAUGCCGAAAGAGGGACCUCUCUUUUACACGUUCAAAGUUGAUUUUAUGUUGUGGACUCCGCAGUUUUCCCUGAGAUUUCAUUGCACUGGAAGUUUAUAAUGGAUUAUAAAGGCUGAGUCACAUGUCCCGCCUCAGGAACUCUGCCACUGCCUCUGUGUCUCUGAUGUUGUUGUGAACCAAACACAGCUCUUCAAGUCUUAUUCUCAGUAAAGAUCCAACAUGGCUGCUGCUGCACUCGUCACAGAGAACUUUAAGUUUGUGUCCCUCUUCUUCAAGAGUAAAGAUGUGAUGAUCUUCAAUGGUCUGAUCGCUCUGGGGACUGUGGCCGGUCAGACUGCGUACAGCGUGUUCGCCUUUAACUGUCCGUGUGCGUCUGGGAGGAACUACGUCUACGGCCUGGCUGCCAUUGGUGUUCCAGCGCUGGUGCUUUUCCUCGUGGGAAUAAUGAUGAACAAGAGCACCUGGGACCUGGUGUUCGAGUGUCGGCUCAGAAAGUGCCGAAAGCUGUCGGGAGCCAGCGCCUUCGCGCUGCUGGGGACCAUCAUUGGUCGAGCCGUUGUGGCUCCACUGACGUGGGUGGUCAUCUCUUUGUUGAAGGGCAAGGUGUACACAUGUGCCCUCAGUGAGUUUGUCAACCGCAGUACACUGGAGAACUUCCCCUCAGAUCAGGGGUCAGAGGUCAUGGCGAAAUUGCCAUGUCAAGCAAGUGGCCCAGCAGAGCUGCAAGGCUUCUGGAAUGAAAUUGAGCGUCGGCUGAAAUAUGAAUCUCAGCUGAUUGGCUGGCUGCUGGUGGCAGGGAUGUCUCUGAUGGUCUUCCUGAUCCUGUGCAUGAAGCGCUGCUCCUCUCCACUGGGCUACCUGCAGGAGGACUACUGGUCCCAGUACCGCUCUAAUGAGAAUAACCUCUUCGAGCGCACGGCGGCGGUCCACGCCCAACUCCUGGCCGCAGAGAACGUGAAGCGCUUCUUCGGCUUCGUGGCACUGGAGAAGGAGGAGAAGGAGCAGCUGGCUGAACACCAGAGUGCUAGUCCUAUCUGCAGCACUGAGUGGAACAGAGUGACCGGCGUCUACCUCUACAGGGAGAAGAACGGACUGCCUCUGUACAGCAGGCUCAACAAAUGGGCCACGUACAGUCUGGAGAACAAUGUGGAGGCCAUGGAGAAAGAGAUGGAUGUGCUCAGUUGACAGCAGUACAGUGGCCAGUGACUGUCACCGUGAAGGUGUCGAUACGCACAAUAUUUUUGACUUGUUAAGCCUUGAAGUGAGGUCCACCAGUGCAGUGUCAGUUUACCAUCAGGUUUCAUGGAGCCCACUAAUAACCUCUGUAACUCUGUUAAGAUCAUUGUUUUAAAGUCAUGUUGUAGUUCAGUGUCAGUAAAAGCAAAUACAGAGUCCAAACUGUCAUAUGUUGACCUGCGUAGUGUGGAAAAUGAUUCAUUUUCCUAAUUUAUGUUUUAAAUUUAAAGCUACUUAAGAAUUUUUGGGAGAAAAUCUGUUUUAAUGUUACAGAAAUAUCACUUUCAUAUCUCUGUUGUUUUUGUCAUUAAUGUUCUCUUAACUAAUAAUUACAACAUUUACUACCUUUGACUUUGCAAGGUGAUCUAAAAUAAAAAUAAAUAAAUACGA